This is a messenger RNA of Mizuhopecten yessoensis (Yesso scallop), 2955 nucleotides long. RefSeq lists its product as uncharacterized. The transcript is spliced from 2 exons. NCBI's taxonomy places the organism in Eukaryota, Metazoa, Mollusca, Bivalvia, Pectinida, Pectinidae. The coding region runs from base 106 to 2055 and encodes 649 amino acids. The record is from RefSeq and is a predicted model, not a curated record.
UAUACCUAGAUAAGAUCGGACAGGUAUUUAAGACAGCGUGGAACACCUGUACAACAUUGGCGGAUUUUUACCUCAGCUCAUAUAGUCUUUGAAAACUCUAACAAAAUGAACAAGAACACGUGCAGUAUUGGUUUGGGCAAGUUGAGGAAGCUCAGUAUGGCAUAUCUACAAGAUGUCCUCCUCAACCUAUACAACGUCAAGGUCAAGAUGGAAAGCAGCAAGAAAAGUUUCCAAUCGGACGAAGAGCUUCCGACAACCCGCGCCACUGACAUGCAAGGCGCAAAGAGCCACAUAUGCAAACGAUUGCGACUAAUUUUUCCUACGCAGGCAAAAAAAUCUGAUGAAUUUGAGGAAAUUUGUGAAAAUAUUAUGGAAAGCAAAUGUGUACGAGACAUGAUGGAACAACUUGAAAAGACUGGAGAGGAAGCCAUGGGCGUCGUUAAAGCCUGGGGUGUUGAGAACGCGCUAUACGUCGGGAUAAUUCCUAUGACAGCUGGUCCUAAUGUCAAGGCCAUGUUCGAUGCGACAGCGGAUGUGGAGCGAGAUCGCCUAUACCUACACUGGGACAACAGCCUCUCCGACAAUCUCAUCGCGGCGGUCACCCAGCUCGCCCAGCUUCUCAGGAACGAAGGGAGACAGCCAACGCCCAUGGAGUAUCUAAGCUUUCACCUGGCCUACUACGGUAUAUCUAACGGGGAAGUGGUCCAACAGGACAACGCCCGUUGUCUAGGGACACCAGGGUUCCGUCCGUACACACAGACCUACAUGUCCUUGACUGAUCCGGGAGAUGGUCACAUGAUCGGAACAACUAAAUCGAAUGAUUGGAUGAAAGGUGCCAUUGUACACGUGGAGCACUUGGAAAGGCCGAGGCACUUGCCUCGUGAAAAAAUCGAAUCUUAUCGCAUCCCCUCAAUCUUGGACUUUUCAAAAGUUCGACUUCAUGUUGGUACUCAAGCACCUACAACUUACUUCGUUGGUCGACGCGUAAAGGAUUCUGGAAACUUCAGCGAGGACUUCCUGAAAUUGGUAAAUAUCACGGCGGCAUCGGCCACAGCUGCGUUCUAUCAGGGAGCGGCAGAGUGCAAGGUGUCGAUGGAGGGGCUGAGCACGUCACAGGCCGUCCAAUACAUGCAGGCACUCAGGGGUCAGGUCCAGCGGAACCGGAAACAGUUCUUGUCAGCAGCAUGGAAUCUCAACCAGGUCAUUACCGACGACUUUGAGCAGGGUGAGACCAAGAUGCUUAAAGACAGAAUGAGCAUUGCAUUGCGAGCCAUUGAUAUUACAUACCAAGGAGGUUUUAACAAGAUCACGUGGGACGGAGCCAGCGACACCUACCCGUCCAAGUGUAUCAUGUACCAGUUCACUGUCCCGGAAGCUCUCACCGUAGUACACGAGGCACACAUGAGGGGACUCGUUACCUACUUUUCAGCAGGUUUCAAAUUCAAUGAAAUCAAGUUGGCCGUGUACGCCGGUGUUGACGGGAUCGGCAUCGGUGGUGCACAAGUACUGCGGUUUAUGGACAGCCAGACCGGGAUGCACGGGCCGUAUAUGGAGGAGAACAUUCCCAAAAUACUGAAAAGUCGCGAUGAGGCAUCCAAGUCUGUUCAGGGAAGAGCUGUUCAUAUCCUUGCCAGACUGGACACCAUGUAUUUUGAAGGAUCAAUCUCUAGCGACCAGGACCGUUUACGGCGCGAGCUAUUUACGGAACUUCUGAACGAGAAUUUCACCAGAACAGAGUACCUGUUGCAACUCCUCAAACCCGUCAGCAAGAUGGCGGAUGAAGGCAAUAGCCCCUUGUUGGGGUUAGCUAAAAGACUCAUCGACGCUGCAUCUCCCGUGCUGAAGGAUCACUUUGAAUCGAAUGACGAAUGGAAUUCGUUUAUAAAAGAUCUCAAAAGCAUGUAUUUGUCGAAGGAUGAGAAUUCCCUGGUGGAUGAAUACGAGAGUGAUCCCUGGCUCUGUGCCAGGAAACGGUACAGGGAGUCACAAAAUGCCGACAAAAGGCGGUUCACCAGGCAAUCGUCAUACGAUAUCCACUGUAAAUGUUUCAACUAACUCACUCGACAGAUUUGAGCUUAUUAAGACUGUAGGAUUUGGCAAUUUCAUCUAGGUAUUCUAUUCUAUCUGAGUAGAUGCUUAAUGUCAGUGAUAUUCGGCGCGAAGUGAACACAUGUUUUUUCAGCAGGUGUGAACAAAAGGUCCACCGUUGUAGCGGGACGGAUGAACUUGUACCUGUAUAUUAUGCGUUCGAGGCGUCAACAUUUAAAGGUUGUGCAUAAUAGUUUCUCCAUUAACCUAUUUGCUGCUAAACAGUUGAGUUUUGAAGCCGUAAGUUUACAUUUUAUUUAACGUCUUCAAAUUGUACGAUGCUUCGUAAAAUCUAUACGUUAGUAUAUAAUGCUGUUUAUUUGUUUUGUUAUAUUUUGAAAUAUUGUCGCUUACUAGUUUCUCUAUAGUUUCUAUUUUGAUACAGAAUUUCUUAUUGUAAAUUUCGUAUUUAGUUAAGUUACUUUCAAGUGAAUUUAAUAUAAACAUUUUAAUGUGAUAAUGUGAAUAUUUAUACGUUGUAUUCCAUAGUUGACCUGACCUGACAUUAUUGUUUUGUGGUCCAGUGGUAGAUCGGACUACAGACAGUAUGUACCACAAAUCCACACUGACGUCUUUCAUAUUUGUUUUAGUUUGUAAUCGUUGCCUAUAUCUUGUUUAUUUACUUAUUACUCUUAUUAAACAUUUAUUAUCGUUUAUUUUUCCUUAAAUCUGUUAAAUUUUGUCUUUAUUGAAAGUAUAAAUCGAUUGAUAAAUUGUCAAAGAACAGUCUGUUUGGGUUUUUUUGUUACAAAGAAUGUUUUUCUAUUACAAAUGUAUAUUAUAUAACGUGCUUUUGAUGUUAUUGUUUGGAGCUGACUGCUUCACUUGUACAAAACAGUUGUUUAUAAUAAAUCCUUUUUCAUAGAA